This is a messenger RNA of Pocillopora verrucosa, 2018 nucleotides long. The record is from RefSeq and is a predicted model, not a curated record. NCBI's taxonomy places the organism in Eukaryota, Metazoa, Cnidaria, Anthozoa, Scleractinia, Pocilloporidae.
CGGCGGUCCUUUUUAUCAAACUUGGAUGAACGGGAAUCAAAUGAAUAGUUACAAUUGUCUUAGUGUUUUGUUCCUCAUCCAUUUGGUGCCAUGGAACGCAGCCGCUCAGAACAUCAGCACCACAAGGCCUAGCACUAGUUCCCUGGACCUUGUCGUCACUCCGCUUCCAUGGCCGCAUGGAACCGAGGAUGUUACCACGAUUGCCUCAGUUACCAUGGGUAAUUCCACCCAAGCUCAAGAAAAUUUAACAACAACAACUGCCCCUUCCACAUCCAAUCAUUCAAGCUCUUGGACAACACCCCCUGUAGGCUGCUACCGAGACUCUUACGUAAAACCACGACCUCUUCCGGAACUUAUUGCAAACUUCCGAGGCACUAUCGAUCGCAAAGAUGUUAACAAGACCGUGAUGGCAUGUGCUGAGAAAGCCCGAGAGAGAGGCUUCAAAGUCUUUGGAAUCCAGUACUACACGGAAUGUUGGAGUGGUCCCGGGGGCGAGAAAACCUUCGGACGGGACGGUUCAUCAGUGGACUGUGAAGAUGGAGUCGGCAAAUCUGGAGCCAACUUUGUUUACAGAUUUGGGGAUUAUGAAUUGUCUUCUCGUCCAAUCCGUGUACAGCCGCGCCGCCUGUGUUUCCCCGCCAUUUCUCAAGUGACGAUGGAGUCUGGUGCGAGCAUCCCUAUGAGUCAUUUGAAAGUCGGGGACAAAGUGCAGACGCUGGGAACUAAUGGAGAGAGCAAGUUCAGCGAGGUUAUUACUUUUCUGCAUAAGGAAAUCGAUGCUGAGGCACAAUUUUACAACCUCAAAACCAAGACAGGAAACAGCAUUAAGUUGUCCGCACAUCAUCUGAUUUUCAGAAAGGAAACAAAUACGUCAUUUAUAUCCGCUGUUUUUGCCUCAGAAAUUAAAAUGGGAGAUUUACUUAUACUGAAUGGAAGCGGCCCAAUUUUCGACACAGUUACACAAAUUACACAUAUGACAAUGAAAGGUGUGUAUGCCCCCUUAACAAGGCAAGGCACUUUAUUUGUUGAUGGCGUAUUGGUAUCGUGUUAUGCACACUGGCCUUCUCAUGAUGCUGCACAUUUAGUUAUGGCACCGAUCAGAACAGCUGACCUGCUGAACAGAGCCUGGAAAAAACUGACCAGCUUAAUCGUUUGGUUACCUGAGUGGCCGGGGAAAGAUUCCUUAAAAGGAGUUCAUUGGUACCCUUCCAUUCUUAUGUCACUGACGAACACCCUGAUAAUAUAAAAUCGCGUGAAGCUCUGCAGGUGUUCUAUUAUAGUGGAUUUUCCAAGCCUCCUGGCGAGAUGGUAUUAUAGGGCAAGUUUACUGCGGAAAGAUAACGCUUUUACUGGGGAACGCUUUGAGAAACUUCCAGAAAAGAAGCAAAUAUACAAAGAAUCAAUUAACUCAUAUAAACAAAGCCUCAAAUAGAUUUAACGACUAAUGAAACUUGGAAUUGUAAUUUUAUUCACUUGUUGCUUGAAAUUGUCUAACAACUAACAACCUUGACAUACAUGGGCAUUAGUAUCUAAUGCAAUACUUGGAUUUAAAAAACGUGAGCUUGUGAAUUCUAAGAACCUCUGUUUUCAAGAUCUUUUACUUUGUAGAUUCUAACAAGCCAGUGUUCAGUGGUGUAAGCUUCCUCUAACACAUCCAGCUCGAAUUCCUACAAGCAAAAAAAAAAACAAAAACAACAACAACAAAAAAUUGAUUUGUACAAGUCAUGGAGUUUUAUGGUUGUACCUGACAGUUAUACAUUAGGUGCUGUGCUUUAUUACAGUCCAGUGAUGUAUAAGAUAUGUUUGCAUGAUUGGUUGCAUGUUGCAUAAAUCAGACAUGGUAUACAACCUAUAACAGUCACGGCUGAGAAAUUAUCGUGCACAGUUUUAAUACUGAAGCUAGAGACUGACAUACCUUGUUUCCGAUCUCCGCAUUACGCACACGAUCGUAACCAGUGGGUUUUCCUAAGCAAAUAAAAAAGUCAACAAGAUGAAUGUAAACAGCAGUUAGGGUCUAA